UGUUUUUUGUCUUUUAGUGGCAAGAUGGAACCUUUUCAGUGUGCAAACUGGAGAGAGGACCAUGAUGUCACCAGGUGUCUCGGGCCUGGCACUAAGGCUUGUACCGGCUGCUAUCUAGUGAUGGGGCAAAAGUACUGCAGCAAGGGUUGUCAGGCUGCUCAUUGGCCGGUCCACAAGCUCGACUGUAAGAAUCCCAUCCGAAAAGCCGCCUGGCGUCCAGCAUGGGAAGUCGAACACCGCGUGCCACACUUCAUCGAUACCUCGGAUGGAGAGCACGCCCCUGUUGCGAUGCAUGGGGGAAGCAAAUAUCUAUGGGGAAAUGUCCCAGCCUUGGACUUACUGCAACUGAAGGAUAACGAAGGCAAGGGCUAUUCGAAGGAUCUCUGUCUUCUUCUGGCAGCUUCGGGAGACUUGAGAAAUCUAGUCAAGACCAUUGUAUCUCUCCCGGAUACUUACCACGGACGCAUCCAUGUUGAUAUCAACGACCGCGAUGAGACGGUUGUAGCGCGAAACUUAAUAUUCCUCCUGGUGGCUUUCCACCUACCCCCUGAUAUCGCCAGCGUAGCAAUCUUGCAUCUAUGGUACUCAGCCUUUCUGCCAGACUCCCUUCUGCAAUCUAUCCGGAGUUCGGUGCUUCCGAGUAUAACUGAGUUCUUGGCAACCGACCCAGUGCCGGCUGCUGGUGUCCUACAGAAGACAUGGUCUUGCGGGAGUAGUGCACUAUCUGCGACGCUCAGGAGAACUGAGUGGGAUAGGGUUCUAUCUUACCUCCCAGAAGUACCAGAUAUGUCCUACAAUAAAGCCGCUGCUUUGCAUGAGUCGGUCACCCUGGCCCAUAGUCGUCGAGAUUACCGGGACAGAGCUUUGUUUCCGCUGCAUCCUUCAUGGCGUCUUUCUGUCUGCAAGUUCCGGGGCGAUGGGAUAUUACUCCCGUUUGGGGCAUCCCGUGAAGACUUCAGGGUUCCUAACCCCACGUUGUUCCAUAACGAACAUCCAUGGCCCAUGCCGGAUUCGGCAGAUCCUCUCCAAGGGUGGACACUCACCGAAGUCCUGCGAACCUGUUACGGUGCUAAACAUGAUCUAUAUGGUCAGCUUUACGUACACCUCCAGCGGGAUCUACAGAGGUUCUGUAAACGACUACACACCUUAAAUCUGAGCAUCUGUCUCUUCAAGAAAGACGCAAUGGAUUUACCCGACAAACUGGCCACACUCCGAGGAAAAGAAACAUUCUAUGACAGAAUUGAGCUUGCUAACAUCGCCGACCUCGGAUACCUGGGCCCAGCAAAAACGUUCGCCUUAUUCGGCCCCCUUCUCAAAGCCAAGAAUGAAAACCCCAAGGCUACACUCAUCAUGCUAUUCCUCAAUGCUGUCAGAGAGAUGUCCACGCCCGCCGAUCAACUCGCCUCUGUGCCUCGUGCGAUGGAAUCAUUGCAGCGCUUUCUACCAAUGAGACCCAGGCACGGAGACCCUAAGAAUAAAUACAAUGCAGAAUUCCUCAACCAGAUGAGUGCCGCGGACUUAUUUACGGAUAAUGACACCCUCUUUAAUCGGCUUGUUGAGAGUGCUCGGUUCAGAGAUAUGGGUCAUCUUCUUGGUCUGGGGAUGAAGACUAAUAACAGCAUCGUUGCGAAAUGGCCCAUGCGGUUGGGAGAUAAGCCCACACAGCAUGAGUUUGAAAUGGCGUUUUGGUCUGGCCAUACUGGAUGCGAGAGAUAUGUUGAGUGGUAUCGGGUUGAUUGA
This is a messenger RNA of Aspergillus bombycis, 1740 nucleotides long. RefSeq lists its product as uncharacterized. NCBI's taxonomy places the organism in Eukaryota, Fungi, Ascomycota, Eurotiomycetes, Eurotiales, Aspergillaceae. The record is from RefSeq and is a predicted model, not a curated record. The transcript is spliced from 5 exons. The annotation marks the transcript as partial.